GAGCAGGGCGGACGGUUCGUUUUAGAAGAAAUCAUUUCAUCGCAGGUUUUAGCGAUUACUGUCAGGAUGACGAUUAAAACAUCCUUUCUGUUUCUGUUGGCUCUGACCUCACUGCUGCUCUGGUCAACACACCAAGUUCGUCUGACUGUGAGUCCCAGCAGAUCUCAGUUGAUUCGAGGAGAAUCAGUGUCUCUGACCUGUGAGGAUGAAAACAGCUCUGAUGGAUGGACUGUGAGGAGAAACACAACCAGAGGAACCAGGACGCAAUGUGGAGAUGGAUGGGGGAAACCAGCUGGUUCUACCUGUAGCAUCAGCUAUAUUUUGGAAAAGUAUACUGGUGUGUACUGGUGUGAGUCCAAAGAGGGAUCAUCCUCCAGCAGCAGCGUGAACCUCACUGUUGGUGGAUCAGUGAUCCUGCAGAGUCCUGUCCUCCCUGUGAUGGAGGGAGAUGACGUCACUCUGAGCUGCAGAGCAAAGAGUCCAGCCCACAACCUCCCAGCUGCUUUCUAUAAAGAUGGCUCCUUCAUUGGUCAUGAAACUACUCGCAACCUGACCCUCCUCCGUGUCUCCAGCUCUGAUGAAGGCCUCUAUAAAUGCAGCAUCAGCGGUCAGGGAGAGUCUCCAUCCAGCUGGAUCUCUGUGGAAGGGUGUGUAGAGGCGUUCGACAGGGCUGCGCGCUCUCCCUGGAACCCCUCCUCCAGAAAAUACGCUCGAUUGUUCAUG
Molecule: messenger RNA, 723 nt
Organism: Poecilia reticulata (guppy)
Lineage: Eukaryota; Metazoa; Chordata; Actinopteri; Cyprinodontiformes; Poeciliidae
Source: RefSeq, a predicted model, not a curated record